Messenger RNA from Acaulospora morrowiae, 876 nucleotides. Lineage: Eukaryota; Fungi; Glomeromycota; Glomeromycetes; Diversisporales; Acaulosporaceae. The record is from the annotation of a GenBank genome assembly.
GCUCGCAAUCCAACUCAGCAACGCAUGCUCGAAAAGUCAAUUUCUGUGUGUGACGAAAAGAUAUUUAAUUAUAUUGGUGAAAGCGAUAGCAGAGAUGAUGUCAGUCACAAGCUUAUCCAUAUCUGCACGAACUCUCCGAUUGAUAAAAGCGAUGAUUAUGGGAGCGAUAUAGAGGUCGAGGGUGAUGAAGAGGUUGAAUACGUUAAUGAGGAACCCUGUACACUACAAAUUAUAGCAUUUGCGUCUGAUUACGUGGAUGAGGAAAUCACCAAGAAACUUAAAUCAUUAAUAUUAGACAAAUUACGCACAAAUUUUGAACUAAGCCUUACUCCAUAUUUAGGUAGCUGUUUCGAGCAGAUGGCUCACCGGAUACUGCGAAAUGGCGGAACUUUCAAAGUUCGUUCUCUAGAGUCCACUAGAAAUAAAAGAUCAACUCAAAAUGUGAAAAAUCAGAAUGAGAUACUUACGUUUUCUAAAAUUCAGACGAUCGAGGAUGGAAAGUACUAUCGACCAGCUAAUAAAAAUUUUCCGUCGAUUGAUGCAAUUAUUGCUCCCAAUAUACUUUUCCAGAUGACUACCGCCAGAAAUCAUCCUAUUAAGAUUAUCGGUUUGAAGAAGCUUUAUAGUAAAUUGAUAACUACGGGUGAAAUCUCAUUUUAUUUUGUUGCACCGGCAGAGUUAUACGAUCAAUUUCAAAAGCAGAAAUUUAUUACCACGGAUAAUGCUAAUGUUCGGAAAAUGCCAAGUUGGAUUAAAAAUCAUGUUAAGCAACACGCUCUGAAAAUUGAUUUGAGCUCUGAAAGUUCAAGUGGGAGUUCACAAAAAAGAAGGGGUAGUUCAUUAGAAGCUAGUUCGUCAAAAAGAGGGAAAAAAUAG